GAAAAAAGCUGGGGACGAUACUUUUCACACUCAAAAUGAUCAAUUAAUGGAAGUAGAUACUAAAACGAUCGUGGUUGACCCAUUGAAGCCGAAGAAAGAUAAAUUCCCAAGUAACACAGCAGCCCAAAAAUCCAUUUGUUGUAGCGUAGCAAAUAAAGAGGAAAAGUUGGCUUGAAAAGAAAGUGAAUCAUCGCCAUGUGCCAAAGGCAAUGUUGAUGAACCCUUGGAUUCGAAAGGGACAAAAACAGUGAACAGGAAGAGUACGGCAAUGGAGGUUGAGACUAUUUGGGAGACCAAGUUUGCGAUUGAUUUGAUGGCUCCUCCGCCCUUGCCUUCAUCCACUGAAAGAGAUGGUUUGGUUUGUAUGGUGUUCGAUCCUAAAUGUACGACCCAGAAUGUUCAAAAGAAGAGUGAGACUCAUGAAUUGGAUGAUCCAUUAGCAGUUAUAAUGCAACCCGAAGAGGAAAAAAUCGGAAUAAUUGGUGUUAAGCAAAAAUUGCCAAACCUUGAUACAGAGAAGCCUUAUCCUGAAAUUUCAAGUAGCAUUGGCCCUAGUAAAUCACAACAGCAGGGUGGGAACGAUCAGAAAAUUCGAUGUAAAGUCCUCCAGAAUUAAAUUUCUAAUGUAAUUGGGUUGUCCUUUUCGUAGUACAAUCUUCCUUAUUACCUUUCCCAAUUGCUACGAGUAGCUGGCUUGGUGUUCUUCCUCAUUCGGGGUGUGAAUUCUCUACCUACUACGUCCUCUAUCAUUUUUCCAGUUGGCAUGGCCCAUUGUUCAACAAGUUAUAUUCAGACUUGUGCCUUCUCUGUAGACAGUCAAUACCAUAAAUGGAAGUACAAGAUCUUCAACCGCAUUUCAAGUGUCUUUUCUUCUUUCCUUUGCUACCUCCUUUUGAUCUCUCACAGCCUCGGUCAAAGAUAUGCACAACACAUCAGUAUAUUGCACUGAACAUUCGUUAUCAUCAGCAACUUACCGAGAAGGCUCUGUGGUCUGGUGCAGCUGCUCCUACUUUAUGUGGAGCGAAGACAUUAAAUCUUAAUUCUAUGCAACAAACAGAGAAGUUGAUACUUGGAAACCUGUUACGAGCAGACUAUUUUCCAGGAGGUCAGAAUUCUACAAUUAAAGGAGACAACGGAAAAGAUAAAAGCUUGGAAGCUGUUGCAAGUUUGGAUAAAUCGAAAAGCAGAAAGCAUGUCCUUCAACAAGAUCCACCGCAAGUCCCUGCUGCAUGGCCCUGCUUUUAUCUUUCCACUUGAUCAUCGUCAAGCAGUCACCAAUAAUCAAUCCGGAACUUUUCAAUCUGAUUCUAUCAUCGGCAACACAUCUUUGUCUACUAAUUUAGCUGCGGGACUCCUUUUA
Molecule: messenger RNA, 1360 nt
Organism: Olea europaea var. sylvestris
Lineage: Eukaryota; Viridiplantae; Streptophyta; Magnoliopsida; Lamiales; Oleaceae
Product: protein TIME FOR COFFEE-like
Exons: 6
Coding region: 829-1257 (142 amino acids)
Biological process (GO): regulation of circadian rhythm
Cellular component (GO): nucleus
Source: RefSeq, a predicted model, not a curated record